UGUCACAGCCCCUUUAAAAGUGAAGCCAACAGUUUUAGACAAACUCUCUUUUACAUCCUUACCACUCACAACUCCAGCCACACUAGACUCUGCUUCCAAAGAGAUAGACAGGAUUCUACAACGCAUUGAGCAGGACAACAGACUACUGGCUGAACUAGAUAAAACAAAAGGAGCAUUCUCUUCAUCUGUCCCGGGUUCUCCGAUUUUCUCUGAAUCUGCCGAGAGGUUGAGAGCUGCUGCUGAAGGAGAAACACGACUGAAGGAAGAGAUUACUUACCUCACUUCUAGGUUAAAGCCUUCUUUUUCUUCUCCUGCGAUUGACCAACUGCUGGUUGAACCACAGAGUUAUAAACAAGUGAACUCACAGCUAGCUAGGUACAGGGGGGUCAGGAGAUCAUCUGUUACUCGAAAAGAACUUGAUCUUCUGAUGGCUAAACUAGAACAGGAUAACAAAAUACUUUCUGAGCUUGACCGUAAAAGAUUUGGUGGAAUUCCAGUGUCAACUUCAGCACCAUUGGCACCAACUCACCUUCCAACUGUUAGUAGUCUAUAUGGUGGAGGUAUGGUUUCUUUUCCUAUUGGUUUGGCAUCUUCUACUCUUCCAACAGUAUCUGUUGCACAUAGUGUCCUAGCAACAAGACCUACAACAGUGUCAUCAUCAACAUUUCUUGUUACUGGUCCUGCGCCGAUUGGAAUACCUGUUACCACUACAUACAGUCUUACAAAAGAACUUCCCACAGUAACAUUCACUACUCCACAAACAACCAUGGCUGUUGUUCCUGUCACAGUUGCAGCUGUUCCUGAUCAGAAUGAUAGUGGUGUAGCAACCUCUAUGGAGGCAACAGAGACUGAAGAAGAUACUCUAGGAGAAUCCUCUAUUGAUCAUAUUGAAUUGCCUGGUAGAGGGUGCUGUAAAGUUUACAUUGCCAGGUACACGUAUGACCCCUUGCAGCAGUCACCUAAUGAAAACCCUGAAUCUGAGUUAUCCUUAAAUGCUGGUGACUAUGUCCUGAUUUUUGGUGAGAUGGAUGAGGAUGGAUUUUUUAAUGGAGAGCUUCUUGACGGCAGAAAAGGCCUAGUGCCUUCCAAUUUUGUUGAAAUGCUUUGUGGUGAGGAGCUGUUUGACUUUCAAACAUCAGUUCUGUAUGGCAAUAGAGAUUCUGAUGGAAGCAGUGCUAGUUUUACGAUUGCUGGGGACUACGACUUUGCAGGAUUCAGUGGAACAGAAGAAAUUAAUUCUUUACCCUCUGAGGACUAUCAUCGUAUGAAUGACUAUAUAGACUUAGAGGACAUAGAAGAGGUUGAUGAAGAUGAUCUUUCUGAUGCUGAGCGAGAAAUGGAAGGACCAGUUCCACAUCCUCAAAGGCUAAUUCUUGAAAGACAGUUAAACAAAAGCAUCCUGAUUGGCUGGCUUCCACCAGAGGGCUCUGCUGGAAACAUACAAAUGUAUCAUGUUUAUGUAGAUGGGGUACUGAAAGCUACGACACAGAGUUCUGAAAGAACCCGUGCUCUGGUCGAAGGAGUUGAUUCUUCGCAGCCUCACAGAAUUAGUGUUCGGUCUGUCACAUCAUCAGGUCAUCAUUCACGAGAUGCAGCCUGUACCAUAACUGUGGGUAAAGAUAUUCCAUUAGCCCCCAGCUGUGUUAAGGCUUCUAAUUUAACUUCUACAUCGGCAGUGAUUAGCUGGUUGCCUAGCAACAGUAACUUCACCCAUGCAAUAGCAGUCAACAAUGUGGAGAUUCGAGUUGUGAAGCCAGCAAUAUUUAGACAUACUAUCACAGGCUUAGCUCCCAAUACAUUAUACAGAGUUUCUGUUCGUGCCAAACCAGGGAAGCUUCUAUACAAUGCAGAAAAAAAUCCUAAUAAAUUAGCAAUGCUAUCAACUUUUGUUGACUUUCGAACUCUUCCAAAAGGUCUUCCUGAUCCACCAGUUGAUGUUCAGAUAGAGGCAGGGCCUCAGGACGGAACACUAUUGGUUACUUGGCUGCCAGUCACUAUCAAUCCAAAUGGUACGUCCAAUGGAGCACCUGUGACAGGUUAUGCUGUUUUUGCUGCUGGAAAAAGGGUUACAGAAAUUGAUAGUCCAACAGGGGACCAUGCCUUGCUAGAAAUCAAAGAUCUCUUUCCUCUUGAUAAGAAAAAUGUGACUGUUAGAACAAAAUCGGGAGAUAAUCUAUCAUCAGAUUCUAUGCCAUGUGCUGUUCCAGAAGAUCUUAUCAGUACUUCAACUCAGAAGAAUGUUGUUGCUCUGUGCCCCUACAAGAAAAGAGCACCACACGAUGAGCUCGACUCUGACUCAGAGUCAGACACGGAGCUAACAGAACUGCUCAGCCACGUAGCACGCAGGUCUCGAGCUUUUGAACCAGACCAUUUAUCUCAGGAUAGAGCAGAGGAAGAUACUAGCCACUCUGAACUUUCUGACAUAAUAGAAGAAAGAGAAGGUGGACCUGAAAGAGAGCACCCACACAGAAGGGACAGAAUAAGAGACUCGAGGAAUGAGGAUGCUGCAAGGGAUCAAACAAGAGGUAGUAGAGAUCAGGGCGGUCCACGCCACCUGGCAAACGAUGACCGUGACCACCAGCAAACAUUUCACUCUCCGCCUAGUGGUCAUAAGUACAUUAGCCGACCACACGACAGGAGGGUGAAUCACUUAAUCCAAGAGCGACGUAAUUCUGCUGGCCAACUAAUUAUUGAACCCGAUGAAAAUCUCAGCGAUAAAGAGAUUUAUCCAUCUCAGAUUCACAUGCCUAUUCCCUCCAUUGAAAUCACUAAGGACAGUGCUAGUGAAGGUUGCAAUUCUGUAGAGAACUUCUCAGAGGAAGAGUAUGAUGCAAUAAGAAGGGUACACAGAGUUCAGCCAAAAGGCUAUCCUCCUGAGCUGUCGAAGUCUAGGGGAGGACCACAAGUUUAUAGUGUAGACAGGAGUGGGCCUCGUCCAGUUUCUCCUACUCCUCCCAGAGUUCGCCACUUCUCAAGAGAAGAGGACUAUUACCACUACCGUGACAUGCCUCCUGUGUCACACCGUAGAGAUGACAACUACCCUGUACACAGCUACCGUGGAAGUGUUGAUUAUAGAGGUCAGCCCCUUGUGGAUGUUAACCAUCCAGACAACCGUGUCAGAUGGUUCGUGGCACUGUUUGACUAUAACCCUCACACAAUGUCUCCUAACCCUGAUGCUGGUGAAGAACUCCCAUUCCAGGAAGGACAGUUGAUAAAAAUCUAUGGAGAGAAAGACCCAGAUGGGUUUUACAGAGGAGAAAUAAAUGGGAGAGUUGGGUUUGUUCCGUGUAACAUGGUGUCAGAGGUUCAAUUGGAUGAUGAAGAAAUUGCUCAACAGCUUGCAAAUGAAAACAUGUCUCCCAGGUCACACCCUUCUCCAGUGGAUAGAGACAUUGACACUGUGGGUGGUGUGCAAUUGCGCAAGAUGGUUGCACUAUAUGACUAUGACCCCCAGGAGUUGUCCCCCAAUGUAGAUGCUGAGAUGGAGCUAACAUUUAAUACUGGAGACAUCAUCUAUGUAUAUGGUGACAUGGAUGAAGAUGGCUUUUAUAUGGGUGAGAUCAAUGGCAUUCGUGGACUUGUGCCUUCAAACUUCUUAACUGAAGCCCCCCCUGAUUAUAAAGAUAACCGAUCUGCUACCAGAGGACAGCUUGGUCCCCCUGGUGUGGGGAAUGUGAGUCAACCCAAAGCCCCAGUAGCCGACGAACCUGAUCUGUCUCAUCCUGGCUACAGUUCUGAGAAAUCUGGAGCUUGGUUUGCUUCUUGCUCCAUCCUUCCCACUCCCAUGCACCUCAAGAACCACCCUCACAAUAUCCCAGAGGCACAAGUAGUUCAGCCUACCAUAGCACAGGUUCUGGAAAGGACCAUAUUCCUCCAUCAGAAAGAGGGAGAUACAUCUCUGAUCAUGAAGCCUAUGAUCGAGGCCCAGAACGACCAUCUCAUCCUACAGGCAGAAGCCGUUACUCAUCAGAGAGAGUUACACAGCUCUGGUAACGAGCGACCUACCUUCUUCAACUUUAAGUCAGGACCAAGGUUUCGUAGAAAAAAUCGAAACAAAGAAUCAUCUGAUGCUUGUGGAAAGACCAAAAAAUCAAAAACACAAGGUAUUACCUAUUCCAAACAUGGGAAAAGAAACAUUUUUUCAUCAGUGAAAUCUCUUCUUAAACCUUUAUGGAAGACCUGACCAACUAGCAAUGUACAUGAUAACAUGUUUCUGACCUUAAGAUUACUAAUGCCAUUACAAGAAUAUGCCUUCAUCUAUAGAGGCAGAUAUGUUGAGCUCUAGUCAUUGUGUUGAAAAUUAUACAAAGAACUUAGUUAAUUCUAUGUAUUUAUUUGGAUUUUUAGCUUGUUUCUGUAAAAUAUCUAACUGACAAAUCUGAAAGAUAUUAUUUGUUCAUUAUUGAAAGUUCUGAGAUACCUUUUUUAUUGAUUUUUUAUGUAUGUGCCUUUGAACUUGCACCAAAUUGUACAGCAAAAUGUUUUAUAAAAACUUCAGUUAACCAGUUAAUGUUCAUGUAUUAAAUGCUUUUUUAUCCUGUGUCUAAUGGUCCAUAUCAAAAACUGGUUUUCUGAGCAUUUGAAUUGCUUUGUGUAUAUGAGAAAAGAUAAAGAAAAAUACAUCUAAAAAAUCAUCAUAUCUGCAUCACUAGUUCGUCAAUGUGAUAUUGUUGUUAAGGCUCUUACAUAUAUUGUAUCUGCCUUUUGAACCAGUGUAUUUGCUUGAGCUUGAAAUGUACGUAACAGAAGAAGAAAUAACUUUACACAUUUAUUUAGUCUUUCUUCUUUUCUUAUCUUACCUUUACUGGCAUUUCUUCGUACAUCAGUAACUCAGAAAUAAGCUGAGUAAGCAUUUUCUCCCUCCAAAAACAUACAGCAUGCUUCAAAAUGUUUUGAGUGUUUGUACUUUUCAAAUUAUGAAACUCUAGAGCUUUUAGGACAAUGUAUUAUUAUUUGUGAGCGUGAUUUACAAUCAAGCAUGAUUUAUUUUCCACGUCCGCCUCGACAAAUGUGAAUAAAACUCAAUUAACUAUUUCUUGUUCCAGUGAGUAUAGCUUAUUAUAUAUUAAAAAAUGGACAUCACAGUAAAACAUUAAAAGAAACUGGCAAAGUUAUUUUUCUUGGAAACUGACAAUAAGUUCAAAACUUUUAUAUGAAACCUACAGACGAAGUUCAUACAAUUAAACUGUAAGCCUUAGAUCACCCAAUUCAAAUAACUUCAUCAGAACAAGCUUUCCAAUUUACCAUACCACAUGGAAGCCAUAAAACGUCACUAUCAUGUGGUGUAAAACGUGAUAAAAAUUAUAUUAAUCUUAUUAUUAGUUUCUAAAGUUUCAGUGCUGACUGGACGAUGGAAACUAUGUUAAAGAAUGAUGAUAGCUUCAAAGAAAUGUUCUUUUAUUUCACUCAGCAUUUCCACUUAAGCCUUUUUACAAGGGUCUUUGAGUGUCAUGUCACAGGUUACAAAACUGAUGAUUAAAAAGUAUUAAAAUUAAAGGUAACACUAAAAAAACAUUUAUCUUAAGUUGUUUAUUACCUUUCUUACAAAAAAAACAAACCUUAAAUCAAGCUGUAGCAUUCUUAAACUAGGUAGUGAAUCCCAAUUAUUCAGGUAGAUAUUGUCUUCCCAGUAACCAUGUGUUGUUUAGAUAUAUAAUCUCAUUAAAAACAAAUCACUGUUCUUUAGACUAGUAGUAAAUAUAUCUGAGAAAAGAAUUUAUUAUAUCUUCUAUCAAUAGUCAUUCUAUUCUUUAAAUGCUCAUCACUGAAAACUGACGGCUUCAGAACCUAACUAAUACACGUAACACUGGAAAUAGCAAGGCAGAAUCUAGAAGUCUUAUAUUCUUUUAUUAUAAUUACCCAGCAUAAACUUGGGUGUCUUGGUAUUUUUAUUUUGAACAUAAGUAAACCCUUUCAUUUUAAUUAAACUAUUAAUGUGAGAAAACAUUUCAUGUCAUUUAUUUGAAACAACGUAGUUGUAACCGAGAUUCAGGAGAUUUGGUAAAAGAACGUUUCAGUCAGAGAAAAAGUUUAAAAAAAGAUAAAACUGAAUGGUUUCAAAGUGUUCACGUCAGACGUUUAUAUUAUUUUGGCUAACUUAUAAUUUUUGUGGAAAAAUUCAAGAGUCUGCUAUUAUUUUUAAGUUUUUGAAACACGUUAAUAGAAUGAUUAUUUCAUUUGAUAAAAAAAUUAUUCAUGAUAUUUUAAUAGAAUCCACUGUUUAGAAUAGAAGCUUGUAUGUAUUCAUAUUUCUUGUAUUCUACAGUGUGGCAAGUUACGUUAAUGCUUUCUAUAAAGUCCUAUGCAUUAGGCUUAGUGAUGUGAACAGGAUACAUUGUUAAUUUACUGCAAUAUUAUACAAUAGAGAUGUGAUAUUUGAAAGUAAGAUUCGGGUUAAAAUUGGCUUAUGGUCUCAGCAUGUUAUGUUAUUUGAAGAGGAAAAGUUUAGAAUAGGACAAAAAAAUAAAUACCACAUAAACACUGAUUAGGUCUGAUGUUAGUUGGCUGCUAAAAUCCAGAUACUUCCUCUAUAAAGCUGCUUUUCCAUACGAAUGUGAUACAGCUCGUUCGUAGCUUAGGUACUUUGCAAUAAAGUUGUACAUAACAGUGAAGCAAAGUAUACAAAUUAGGUAUGGUAUUAAGCAUAUACGUGUUUUAUUUUGCAUCUGGUGGACACAGAGGAAAAUUCUAUUUAUUCUUUCGAUGUACAAUAUCGAAAGCUUCGUAUGGUAAAUAAAGUAGCUUGUGGCCGAAACAAAGAAUGUAUACAGCGCAUGCUCUGUUAAAAGAUACUUUUUUUUUUGUAAUACCACUCCUAACAGAACCUCUUUCCUAUGGUGAGAUGCUGCCUAUCAUCACAUUUGUAAUCGCUGUCAGUUAUUCUCAAUAAAUGUAGUCUAGUGUUCAUGUAACAUUUAAUAUUAUUUACUGGCUUGUUCGUUAUUCACUAUAUGUACAACCACUGAAACUUAAAUUCUCUUAAGAGUAAUACUUGUUCUUCCAUCCAAUACUAAUUGUAAAAAAAAAGAAGAAAGUAAAACAGCUUGUGAAGGUAUGAUAAAAGAUGUUCGAUUAUAAUGUGGUGAUGUAAAAAACAAAUCGGGUGAAAUGCGAUUUUGAAAGAAAACAGCUUGAGGUUUAACUUAAAAACUAAUUGUUUAUCAUGACGGGUCUAAUUACAUUAUUGUAUAAUUCAGUUCAAACUAAAAUUCAUCAAUAAAUUAUAUAAUUGAAAAACUGUAAAUGACGAGCUUGUUAAAAUUUACUAACUGCACAACUUAUGGGUGACAACUACGACUUUUUUUAAAAACUGUCUAAAACAUAAUGGGAAGUUUCAGAUGUGAUAUGCAUGACUAACAAACUAAGUCAAAUUUUCUGUUGAAACUGUUAGUCAAUAGUUUUUCUUGAUUUUUUCUCUGUCACUUGAACAUUACUGAAUGUCCACAAUGUAUAUAUAAUGAUGACAUUGUCUGUAUCUUGUCUGUUCAACCAUGUGAUACUUGCUUUGUAAAUAAAUGUUUGUGGCCUAUGUCCACAGAGCCCA
Limulus polyphemus (Atlantic horseshoe crab) is the source of this 7543-nucleotide messenger RNA. Its product is annotated as RIMS-binding protein 2-like. Lineage: Eukaryota; Metazoa; Arthropoda; Merostomata; Xiphosura; Limulidae. Gene Ontology annotation, biological process: neuromuscular synaptic transmission. The transcript has 24 exons. The coding region runs from base 428 to 4183 and encodes 1251 amino acids. Gene Ontology annotation, molecular function: protein binding. The record is from RefSeq and is a predicted model, not a curated record.